Centruroides sculpturatus (bark scorpion) is the source of this 1404-nucleotide messenger RNA. Its product is annotated as neurexin-2-like. The transcript has 8 exons. NCBI's taxonomy places the organism in Eukaryota, Metazoa, Arthropoda, Arachnida, Scorpiones, Buthidae. The annotation marks the transcript as partial. The record is from RefSeq and is a predicted model, not a curated record.
CUAUUUCUUAAUUUUUCAGAUACACAAUUAUAUGUUAUAACAUUCAUAACAGAAAAUUCUUAUCUGCAAUUACCUGGAUGGAAAGAAGGGGAUUUAGCUUUUAGUUUCAGAACAUCAAGUAACAGAGCAAUACUUUUAUAUCAAAAGUCUCCCUUUAUUAAUCAUAGCUAUUUUCAAGUCUUACUUAUUGAUGAUAACACUUUGUCUUUUGAAUUCACUGUAAAUAAGAAACCAUAUAGCAUAAAAGUGUCUUCUCAUAAUGCAUUAAAUAAUGGAGAGUGGCAGCAAGUGUGGGUGGACUAUGAUAUUCAUCAUAUUCGCUUUACUGUAAAUUUAAUGUCAAAAAUGGUGGAUCUCAGUGAAGAAGAAGAUAUUGGUCCAUUUGAAGGUGCUCUGUAUGUUGGAGGUUUGCCAAAAUAUCAGAAAAUUGAUAUAGCAAUUCAUCAAGGCUUCAUUGGGUGCUUUAGAGGAUUGGUUAUGAAUAAUGAUGUUAUUAAUUUAUACAGAUAUUUAAAUUUAGAAACAUUUGAAAUCAAACAAGGAUGUUUAAAUUCUUGUUUUUCUAAUCCCUGUAAAAAUGGAGCUACCUGUCAUGAACUGUGGGGAUCAUUUCGAUGUGAAUGUGUCAAUGAAAUAGCUUAUUCUGGAAAAUUCUGUGAAAAUAACCUUAAUGAAAACAGUGUCACAUUUUUGAACAAUAAUUCAUUUUAUCAUCUGAUGGGAGAAAAUAAAUACAGACAUCCAAUUUUAAAUGAAAAUAUUAUUUUGAACUUUUUUACAUUUGAGGAUGAUGCUCUGCUUUUAUAUGCUUUUGAUCAUCUGAAUAAUUUUGUUCAGCUUCACUGGGAAAAUGGAAAAAGAGUAGUAUUUACAUUCAAUUCCCUCCAGACUAUAGUCCAAGUUUAUGUAGAUGUUUCAGUUAUUUAUAAAGGUAAACCAAUACAAAUAAGUGUCGAAAGAAAUGCAAAUAUGACUACUCUGAAUGUAAAUGGAAGGAAAGCAAUUGUCAGUUCACCGAUUAAAUUUUUGCAACAUUAUCAUCAACAACCAUGGAUAGAAAAUAUUAAUUUAGAAAAAGUUAAGCCAAUAAGAGCAACUUUUUCCACAAUUCCACAUUAUGAAAUUUUUAUUGGUGGAGUGAAUGAAGGAAUAAUUUCUCAUAUACCUGGAUUAAUUGGUUGUCUUCAGGGCAUGAAGAUUGGAGAUGAAUUGUAUGAUUUGAAAGGACAAUUGUUCAAUUUAAGUCAAGGUAAUGUUAAAGAAGAAUGUCAAACUAUUUGUCAUAAGUCUUCAUGUUUACAUAAUGGAGUGUGUAUUGAACUUUGGAAUGAAAACAAAACAAAGUGUGAUUGUUUAUUGACUACUUACGUGGGCAAUAUUUGUGAGAAAGGUUUGAAUAGUUAA